This is a messenger RNA of Fibroporia radiculosa, 1320 nucleotides long. RefSeq lists its product as uncharacterized. Gene Ontology annotation, biological process: anatomical structure morphogenesis; cell differentiation; regulation of DNA-templated transcription. The transcript is spliced from 3 exons. Bases 1 to 1320 code for a protein of 439 amino acids. Gene Ontology annotation, molecular function: DNA-binding transcription factor activity, RNA polymerase II-specific; RNA polymerase II cis-regulatory region sequence-specific DNA binding. The record is from RefSeq and is a predicted model, not a curated record. NCBI's taxonomy places the organism in Eukaryota, Fungi, Basidiomycota, Agaricomycetes, Polyporales, Fibroporiaceae.
AUGCCAGCGAUUCGCCGUUCGCGCCGAUUGUCACAGAAGCCGCCUCACGACCCAGAGUUCGAGGAAUUUGAUGACUACGAUCUCCAGGAUCUGCAGCUGCUCUAUCCCGACCCGGCCGCGCGCGCCUCCCCCGCCCCCUCCUCCGACCCGCCCUCGUCCUCGUCCUCCUCCCCCGCCGACCUUCCCGUCGACCUCUACCCCUCUCCUCCUUCCUCUGCACACGGCGACGACCAUGUCUUUGUCCCUCGCUCUUCUCAUUCGCGCAAGAAACAGCCGGAUCACGUCCCUCGGCCUCCCAACGCUUUCAUGCUCUUCCGGUCCGAGCUUUGGGCGAAAGAGAAGAUCAAGAAGACUGUUGUCAACGACCACCGCGAGAUCAGUCGCAUUGCUGGCUCUCUCUGGCGCGACCUCCCUGAAGAGAAACGCGAUGUGUACAGGCGCCGUGCCGACCAGGUCAAAGACCGCCAUGCUGAAUUGUAUCCCGAUUACAAGUACUCGCCCGCCGGCAAGAAGGCCAAAGGAUCGAAGCGUAAAGCUUCCAAGGAUACGGAUGCUAGUCAUGCCCGUUGGCAGACUGUUGCUCGUCUUAUGAAGAGUGGCGUGGAAGGAAAUGAGUUGGAACGCCAGGUGAAGAAGUACGACGAAGACGGACACGUCGAUCUCCCCCCCAGUCCUAUCAGCCCCCCUCAUCCUCCUCUCCCCACGCCUCGUCCCGCCCUGUCUAAGGGCAAGAGCAGGGCCACGAGAAAGGCACGACUUCCCCAGCCCCCCCAGCCCGAUCUCGGGGCUCCGAGCAAGUCUGAGGGCAGUCCUGACCACCAGCUCAUCCAAGUCGUUAAAGAUGAAUUCGAAUCUCCCACUUUGGAGUUCACUGACUCUCUACCGGCAGCACAGUCCCCGCACUCUGUUCAUCAGGACUCUCCUUUCUGGUCAGGUGAUGGUCAGACCAAAGAGCACUUUGAUAUCGACAGCUCUCGGCUGUACGAACCCUUCCUUAACCACGAGCCCGCGUUCCCGAGUGGCUCCUCUCCGUUGUUCACUAGUUUGGACGAUCUCGUGCCCUUGCAACCGACCCCGAAUCUCGACACAUUGUUCGAUAUUUCCCUUACGACCACACCCGAUCUCUCGCCGUUCCGAUAUGGGAUGCAAGCCGAGUCCUGUAUGUCUUCUACUAAUAUGCUCGGGGGCUGGGCCACUUCCCUCUUCCUGGAGGAGCGAGAGAACAUAUCUUUCCUGCAAUCCACUGUCAUGGGUGACGAGCCUAAGAUGCUCGAAGAGAUGGAUUCUCUGCCGUGGUUGAACUUCGACGUCCCGGUCUGA